UAAUUUUGAAUCGGGGGGGAAGUUUACAGUGCGCUGACGGACUUUUGCAGAGUUCGGUGUUGUGCGCUCACGCUCAAAACCUCCACUGGAAGUGCACGACUCCAGACUAGUAUACAUGCAAAUACAGCUAAGACUUCAGCUUCUCUCUGAACACAUCAGGCUUCGUUUCCUCACAAGCUUGAAUUCGCUUCUACUUGUGGCUAAAUCUCAGGAGUGAAAUGGAUGUCAUCCCUAUGUGUAGCAUCUUCCAGGAGCUCCAAAUUGUGCACGACACCGGAUACUUUUCAGCUUUACCAUCUCUGGAAGAGUAUUGGCAGCAGACAUGUCUCGAGCUGGAGAGAUACCUCCAGAGCGAGCCUUACGUCUCAGCCACAGACCUUAAAUUUGAGACCCAGGAGGACUUGUGGAGCAAGCUGCUGCUUGCCUGCGGGGACAAGUCAAAUGAGUCAGACCCAAAGAUCACCCACAUUAAGGAGGAGGAAGACAAUCAGGAUAGCCAGAACCAUGAUGCUGGUGGUUUCAACUCCGAUGCCAGCAGCGAGGCCUCGGACAGCUCGGAGGAGCUCUCCCCUACCCUCGACUUCACCUCCAGCUCUUUAACUGAUAUUCUGGCCGACAACGGCGAUGACGUGGCCUCUGGUAUCAUCAGCACACCACCGUCCUCACCUGAGCUCGGCAAGGAGGGCUCUGUAGCCCAGACAUGGAUUGGGAUACAGACAGUGAUGCACUCAACAGGGAAAAUAAGGGUUGGGGGCAUGGAGAGGAGCCUGGAAAGGUCAGGUCUGACCAGCGGGGAGGCAUCGCCUGACGGGAGGAGGCGUGUGCACAGGUGUCACUUCAACGGAUGCAGGAAGGUGUACACCAAGAGCUCGCACCUCAAAGCACACCAGCGGACACACACAGGCGAGAAGCCUUACAGGUGUUCAUGGGAAGGCUGCGAGUGGCGCUUUGCACGAAGCGAUGAACUCACCAGACACUUCAGGAAGCACACUGGAGCAAAGCCAUUUAAAUGCAGUCACUGCGACAGGUGUUUCUCCCGUUCUGACCACCUGGCGCUGCACAUGAAGAGGCACAUCUAAGAUGGUCUUCAUGUUGAGAGCUCUGAGGGAUGAUUCGGGUUGAUUGUCCUGACCUGUGGAGAUCAGCGAGGCCGGUGUGUCCUGGGAGCGUUAACAGGGGCACCGUCGUGUUCCAGUCAGUGGAAAAACAUGAAGCAACGCAGGCUAUUAUUUGCACCAUACUUAGUGCCUCCAACACCUCGCUGUGGUGAUUGCUCUUGAAAGGCUUUUAUGGAGGAGCAGGAGGGCAAAAAGAGACUCCAAAAUGGGAAAGAUCUAGGCUGGAGAAGAUGGGAAGAGACUCUUCUGUAUGGUGUUCAACGCUUUAUUCCUGGAGAAAUUUGGGACUCCAGGGGUUGGGGUGCCAUUCCUCCACUGACAGUGUGUUUGCCUGUGCGCAUGGGGACUGUGAGUGCCUGCGACUGGAUGCCUGUGCUGGCUUUAUGGAGUGGAUGGAGCUUGCAUUGUGGAACUGCGAGUGAAUGACAUAGCAAGGGUGAUGUUAUACUCGGGAGGUUUAUUUUUCUUUUUGAGGGAGGGUUAUGUGUUGUCUCUCUAAGAAUGAAUGCAAGCAAAAAGUUCUGUCUGUCAUGACUGAUUCUGUCAGCUGUGGAGAGGAGUAGGGGGGUAGUUUAGUGGGGCUGAUUGGAUAGAGAUUGCCCCCUUUCUGCCUGGAGGUGAAACUACAGCUCCCUGUCUAAAAAUGGGAGGUUGUUUUGUUUAGUGCAGCUAUUAAAUGUGCAAUGUAUUACGUAGCCUGUCUCAAAACAUACACGCUAUAAAGCUCAUUUUGUUUUCCACUGUGUAAGCUUUGUAUCUUAAAAGGAAAAAAACAAAAACAACAACAAUUGUACACAGUUAUUGCCAUUAUAUCAGAAGUUGCAUGGGAUCUGGGGAUGUGUUGCUCACCUUAUAGGACAACAAAAUUCCAUUCAAGAGCAGCUACCUUCAUAAUACUCAGUAUCAUAGUAUUGUACAAAACACAUAAGGCAGUCAUUUUGUUUUGCCAUAUUUUUUUUCUUCAUUUUCUUGAUAAGUUGGGGAUACCACUGUUAGCAAAUAUUUUGAUUGUGGGAUUUUUCUUCCUUUUUCUUCACUUUUGCUUUUCUCUUUUGUUCUGUCUGUAAAUGCACUGUUGACCUUACCGAUGCCUUAUGUAAGUGGCCUUGUCCUGUUGAAUAGAUCACUCUGUUAUACAUACACACAUACACCAAAUGACCAUUGCGAAUGCAGUUGUGCGUUAUUGAAUAGCUUUAUAAAAGGCUCUGAUCCAUACAGUUGCACCUUUUGCCCUUUUCCCUUGCGACAAACUCCUCUAAACUCUUGAAUAUUAAAACAAAAGUAACUAUAUCAGCUUCAUAAUGACUGCCAUUUACACGUCUGUGUUAAAUAUAUCAUAGAUAUUUCAGAACUAAAUCAUAGUCUUCAAAAUUAUCCAGAUCUGAGACAGAAUUGUGGAGAACUUGGAAAAGCAAUUCACUUUUAUAUUGAUUUACUACUAUGUAGUAUAAGAUUGCGUGGAUGCACUUCAGAUUAACUGUAACUUGCUGUCAAAGGUACAGAGUCUUGGAAGCACGUUCUCAUGAAAUGUUGUGUGGUCAGCCACCGAGAGUUGCAAAUCAAGAUUUACUGCAAAGGCAACAUUUACAUUGGGUCCAUUAUGUCAAGCGUAUAUUCUCAAAAGCAAAGGAUGACUCAUUUAAAGUAGGCUAAUGACCGCAUUCUCAGUCACGAGAGUGGUUUGAUAUUGGAUGUUUCGGGAAGUCUCACCUCCAAGGUGAGUCAGUGUCUUUAGUCAGUUCUAGUUUUAACAGCCCAUGAUCUGACUUAACGGUACAAAAAAUACCAGUCCAACCAGUUCAACUGAGCUGUGUUUCAGAUCUAGAGGUUUGUGCUGGUAACCUAAGGUUACAAGGACAAGCUGUCUGUACCAACUUCACUAUGUUCAUGUUUCAACAUAGGUAACAUGACUUCGUCACACUCCAAAGUGAGCUGAAACAAAAAAAUCCGAUGAGCGCACAAGUGGAGAAUCUCAUGGCCACUUUCUCCACUUGUAGAAAUAUUUUGGUGCCGUUAUAUUAUACUCAAAAAUUAUGACAGAUGGAAAAUUUUAGAAAGAGCAUUCAUUCAUUCAUUCAUUCAUCAGUUACUUAAUGUCUCACUUUGUCAACAUCACAGGUAGCCUUGUUAAAACUCAACACGUCUCCGGUGAACCUGUUGAACAUUCAUUUGUCUACAAUGUUACUUUUGUUUUUACACUGAGAAACACAAAGAUAUGUUACAUUGUAAACUACGAGAAUUUUGUAAGGAAGCUUCUAUUUUGAACAGGUGUGGGACCAAAAACAAGUGCAGUGUGUUGUUUCCAAAUGUGAACGAUAAAAGGCUGAAGAAUUAUUGUAAAAUAGAUGCACUCCAUUCUCCUUCAUUUGCUUCUGUAACAUCUUUGUUUUGAUUUUUGGGAAAAAAAUAAAGUCAGAAAAAAAAAAAAUGUACAUUUUAAAAUGACAUCAGUAUCGCCUAGACCCGUGGCCUAUCAUGUUUAAUAGAGAAAAAAAAGAAGAAAACUACUUUCAGACGUGAAUUGUUCUGGACACUUGAAUUGUAAUAAUUUUGAAUUCUGGUGUUCGCUAAGUAUUACGUUUUUUUUAUUUGCCAUGUCAUUUUUUCCCCAACUUGACCUGCAAAGAUGCCCUAUCUUCAGCUAGAGAAUCUUUAUUGGAUAAACAUGGAAAAUAUGAGGCUCUAUUUUUGUUCAUUUUAUGGCAUAAUGAAAUUUUUUCAUUUGAAAUUGUUUUGUAAAAUAGUUUCUGUAUGAAUGUAUUUUUUAUUGGAAAAUGGAUAAAAAGACUAUUGGUUCUACA
This is a messenger RNA of Oreochromis niloticus (Nile tilapia), 3919 nucleotides long. Its product is annotated as Krueppel-like factor 6. Gene Ontology annotation, biological process: regulation of transcription by RNA polymerase II. The transcript has 4 exons. The record is from RefSeq and is a predicted model, not a curated record. Lineage: Eukaryota; Metazoa; Chordata; Actinopteri; Cichliformes; Cichlidae. Bases 219 to 1079 code for a protein of 286 amino acids. Gene Ontology annotation, molecular function: RNA polymerase II cis-regulatory region sequence-specific DNA binding; DNA-binding transcription factor activity, RNA polymerase II-specific.